CACACUGCCUUUCUAACAAUGGGUUAAUUCAGCAUGGCUGCAUUUGCGCAGAGAGUAACAACACACACCUCCCCAUCACAGCUGGAGCGUUGCCACAAGCGUUGCUACGGACUCGCAGCAAGCGCAGUUUUAACAUGGACCUGCCCGCACCCAUCCGAAGACGGCUCGGGGAUUUCUCCAGAACGGUUUUUGUGGACCAGAGUCGUACGCAACCCUCCCCAGGACAGCACGCUAAUUUUCUAAGCGAGGAUAAAGAUGUAAUAUCCAGUCUUCCUCUUCAGAUGUCACUUUACUUUAACAUGUGGUUCUUUCCAUUUUGGUGGAUUAGUGAGGCUGUCAUGCUCCAACUGAAGUAUCAAGCUCUCGUUGAUUACUACAAGUUCAUCCUGAUAACUAUCCUUAUUUUAAUGACCCUGAUUGAGGCGAUCAGACUCUACCUGGGCCAUGUUGGAAAUCUGCAAGAAAAGGUUCCAGAAUUGGCUGGAUUUUGGUUGUUGACUCUCCUAUUGCAGUUUCCACUGGUUCUCUUUCAGCUGUUCAAUGAGGCGAUUCUCAUUCAGCCUUUGGAGAGAGCAGUUCAUAUUAUACUGGCCUUGUUUAUCUUUGCCGAGGCUCUUUUUGGCUUUGUUGCCUUGCGUGCGAUGGUUCGACACACUGAAAGUCGUUUUCAUUUGAGACAGUUUCAUGGAAUUCAGGAAUUAAGAACAUAACGCUGGACGCUACUACGGAAUCGGAUGAUCUUGAUAAAACACUUUUGUAAUCAUUGCGGUUUGUUUACUGUAAAAAUACCUUGCUUAUGUGGUAGUCUCUGUGAGAAUACAUGAAUUGUUUUUUUUAUAUUUUCAGUUUUAUGAAUGUACUUUAGUGCCUUGUUUUAUUCAUACCAAUCAAUAUUGGGGCGGUUUCCCGGACACGGUUUGGAUUAGGACUAGGCCUUAGUUAUAUUAGGACAUUUAAGUAGUUUUUACAAACAAUCCUUACAAAAAACAAUAAUGAUGUGCAUCUUGAGACAAAACAAUGGCACUGAUAUACACUCACCUAAAGGAUUAUUAGGAACACCUGUUCAAUUUCUCAUUAAUGUAAUUAUCUACUCAACCAAUCACAUGGCAGUUUCUUUAAUGCAUUUAGGGGUGUGGUCCUGGUCAAGACAAUCUCCUGAACUCCAAACUAAAUGUCAGAAUGGGAAAGAAAGGUGAUUUAAGCAAUUUUGAGCAUGGCAUGGUUGUUGGUGCCAGAUCUGCUCAGUUACUGGGAUUUUCAUGCACAACGAUUUCUAGGGUUUUCAAAGAAUGGUGUGAAAAGGGAAAAACAUCCAGUAUGCGACAGUCCUGUGGGCGAAAAUGCCUUGUUGAUGCAAGAGGUCAGAGGAGAAUGGGCCGACUGAUUCAAGCUGAUAGAAGAUCAACUUGACUGAAAUAACCACUCGUUACAACCAAGGUAUGCAGCAAAGCAUUUGUGAAGCCACAACACGCACAACCUUGAGGCGGAUGGGCUACAACAGCAGAAGACCCCACCGGGUGCCACUUAUCCUCACUACAAAUAGGAAAAAGAGGCUACAAUUGGCACAAGUUCACCAAAAUUAGACAGUUGAAGACUAGAAAAUGUUGCCUGGUCUGACGAGUCUCGAUUUCUGUUGAGACAUUCAGAUGGUAGAGUCAGAAUUUGGCGUAAA
Misgurnus anguillicaudatus (oriental weatherfish) is the source of this 1672-nucleotide messenger RNA. It is a transcript of the gene tmem17, whose product is annotated as transmembrane protein 17. Lineage: Eukaryota; Metazoa; Chordata; Actinopteri; Cypriniformes; Cobitidae. Gene Ontology annotation, cellular component: ciliary transition zone. Gene Ontology annotation, biological process: non-motile cilium assembly. The record is from RefSeq and is a predicted model, not a curated record.